Metschnikowia bicuspidata var. bicuspidata NRRL YB-4993 is the source of this 2215-nucleotide messenger RNA. RefSeq names its product Agp2p (gene AGP2). Lineage: Eukaryota; Fungi; Ascomycota; Pichiomycetes; Serinales; Metschnikowiaceae. The record is from RefSeq and is a predicted model, not a curated record. The coding region runs from base 376 to 2064 and encodes 562 amino acids. Gene Ontology annotation, cellular component: membrane. Gene Ontology annotation, molecular function: amino acid transmembrane transporter activity. Gene Ontology annotation, biological process: amino acid transmembrane transport. The transcript has a single exon.
UUCGGGUAUAAAGGUCACAUGAUGGCCAUAAAAGGCCAGAAUUUCCUGAAAUUUGCUCCACCAAAAUAUUUUCGUUUGAGUCAUCGGAGUCUAAUUUUUCCAAAUUACACUAUCGACCUCUUUCACCACGCGCUUCCCUCCCCCAACUUUCAACUCUACGCGCUCUAGUUGCAUAAUCUACUGCUGGCACUGGAAUAAUUAACCUAUUUCGGGCAACAGUCAUUUGACGUUAUCAAGUCGAGAGAUAGCAAAUAAUAGUGCAAUAGCAAUUUAAAGAUCACACAGCUUCUCUGCUAAAAAAGAUAAACACUCGUUUUCGUUGAGGAAAUAUUCUAAUUUGCACUCACUUUUUUUGUGCUAACAGUUCUUGUCACCAUGUCGCAGGAUAAAGAAAAGGAAUUGCAAAACUCCUCGCUCAAAGUGAGCGAGACUUAUGGUGCAGAGGAUGAUGCACAGGAUAUUCAAUCUAGUGUAUCCUCCAACGAGAAACCCAACUCUUUCGGCCAAACUAAAAGAUCUUUGGAGAGCAGACACAUUAAUCUUAUUGCGAUUGGCGGAAGUAUUGGUACGGGGUUGUUUAUCACCAUUGGUUCCCAAGGAUUGGUUAAUGCUGGACCAUUGGGUCUUUUAUUAUCCUACUCCUUCUGGACUGGCGUCAUCUUGAUGUUGACAGUUUCUGUAGGAGAAAUGGUCUGUUACUUGCCCGUGGACUCCCCAUUUUUGUCCAUGGCCGGUAGAGUGGUGGACCCUGCGUUUGAAUGUGCUGCGUCUGUGAACUUCUGGUUAAUGCAAAGUUUGUACAUCCCCUUUGAAAUCGUUGCGGUCAAUGGUAUGGUACAUUUCUGGAGAGAUGACUAUUCGCCUGCUAUCACACUUUGUAUCCAGAUUGCCAUCUAUGCUGCGAUUAACAUCUUUGCAGUGAGACUUUAUGGUGAGACUGAGUUCUGGUUAUCUCUUGGAAAAUUGAUUUUGUGUAUUGGGCUCUUGUUCUUCACGCUCAUCACCAUGUGCGGUGGAAACCCAGAGCAUGACGCUUUUGGCUUCAGAUACUGGCACGCUGAAGGAGGGCCAAUUGCCGAGCACAUCACCACUGGCUCGCUAGGUCGUUUCCAAGGUUUUUUGGCUGGUUUAUUCUCAGCAAGUUUUACUGUGGUGUCUUCAGAGUAUCUCUCCAUGACUGCCGGUGAAGCAAAAAACCCCAGGAAAAACAUGGCUACUGCUUUCAGAACCGUCUUGUACCGUUUAGUGAUUUUCUUCAUUGGUGGAGCUUUGUCUGUCAGUAUUUUGAUUGCUUACAACGACCCAACAUAUUUGGAGUUGACUAAGGAUUCUUCGAAUGCUGCUGCUUCCCCUUACGUCGUUGCUAUGCAAAACUUGAACAUCAAGGUACUUCCAGAUAUUGUGAAUGCGGUUAUUUUGUCUUCGGCUUUUUCUGCUGGUAACUCAUACACCUACUGCUCCUCAAGAGCUUUGUACGCGCUUUCGGUUAAAGGAUUCGUACCAAGCUUCUUCAGAAAGUGUACCAAGAAUGGUGUACCACUUUACUGUAUCGCAGUUUCAGUGGCCUUUUCCUUCUUAUCCUUGUUACAGUUGAGUGACUCGAGUCUGAGUGUGUUGAACUACAUGGUGUCGUUGUGUACUGGCUCACAAUUGCUCAACUAUUUCUUCAUGGGGAUAACUUACUUGCACUUUUACAGAGCUUGCAAGGUGCAGGGUAUUGACAGAGCACAAUUCACUUAUACAUCAUGGUUCCAGCCUUAUACUGCGUUGGUGGCAACCUUCUUUUUGAUGUUGGUGGUUGGAAUCUUGGGUUAUACUGUUUUCAUCCCAGGAAUGUGGUCCGUCAACGAGUUUUUGUAUAACUACGUUAUGAUCUUCGUUUCGCUUGCUGUGUACAUCUUUUGGAAAGUCAGCAAGAGAACGAAGUACAUCAAGCCUGAGGAUGCUGAUCUUCAGACUGGGCUUCUCGAAAUCGAGGAGCACGAGUAUCGCUACUACGCCGAGAUGGAGGCCGAAGGCAAAACAGAGACUCGCUGGAGUAAGGCUAUGGGGUGGAUUCUCUAGAGUUUCCUUUUUUUUUCAAUUCGAACAAUCUCCUUUUUUAGAAACGUUCAUUCGCAUUCAUUUCUUAUUCCAUUUGAUUUUAUUUUCUUAUAUACCACUAUCGAAACAAUUUGAAACAUCUCAGGCUUCAAGAUUGGUCUUAUUAGUAAUG